This is a messenger RNA of Gavialis gangeticus (Gharial), 2660 nucleotides long. RefSeq names its product exocyst complex component 3 (gene EXOC3). Gene Ontology annotation, molecular function: SNARE binding. Gene Ontology annotation, cellular component: exocyst. The transcript has 12 exons. The record is from RefSeq and is a predicted model, not a curated record. The coding region runs from base 51 to 2288 and encodes 745 amino acids. Gene Ontology annotation, biological process: exocytosis; exocyst localization. NCBI's taxonomy places the organism in Eukaryota, Metazoa, Chordata, Crocodylia, Gavialidae.
CAGUUCUGUUACAUUAUGAAAGAUCUUACACUUUGAGGUACUAGUCAAUAAUGGAGGAAACAGGCAGGGAAGCAGUUGCAACAGCUGUACAGAGAGUAGCUGGAAUGCUUCAGCGUCCUGACCAAUUGGAUAAAGUGGAGCAGUAUCGCAGGAGGGAGGCUCGUAAGAAGGCUUCAGUAGAAGCUCGAUUAAAGGCAGCAAUCCAAUCACAAUUAGAUGGGGUACGAACUGGUUUAAGCCAACUGCACAAUGCACUGAGUGAUGUAAAGGACAUUCAGCGAUCUUUAGUAGAUGUCAAUAAAGACUGGCGUCAGAGCAUCAACACCAUAGAAAACCUGAAAGGCGUUAAGGAUGCUGUAGUUCAACAUAGCCAACUGGCAGCUGCUGUAGAAAAUCUGAAAAGCAUUUUUUCAGUACCAGAGAUAGUCAGGGAGACCCAGGACUUGAUUGAGCGAGGAGAACUUCUGAAAGCCCAUCGGAAUUUGAGAGACUUGGAAUGUUCUCGUGAUGACUUGAUGUAUGAACAGUAUCGUAUGGACAGCAAGAACACUCAUGACAUGAAUCUCAUUCAUAUCUACUUUGGGGAAAUUCAGAAACUCUCUGAGGAGCUAGCAAAACAACUUUGGAUGGUAAUUGAAAGAUCUCUUCUUACUGUUCGCCGAGAUCCAACCUUACUUGUUUCAGUUGUCAGGAUAAUUGAAAGGGAAGAGAAAAUUGACAGGCGCAUGCUAGACCGUAAGAAACAAACAGGGUUCAUUCCCCCUGGCAGACCAAAGAAGUGGAAAGAAAACAUGUUUGAUAUCUUGGAAAGAACUGUGAGCACCAGGAUUGAAGGCACUCAAGCUGAUACUAGAGAAUCUGACAAAAUGUGGCUUGUGUGCCAUCUGGAAAUUAUUCGUAAAUAUGUCCUUGAUGACCUGCAAGUCACUAAAAAUCUAAUGGAAGAGCGUUUUCCUCCACAUUAUGACAUUUUCAAAAAGUUGUUAAACAUGUACCACCAGGCUUUGUCCAUGCGCAUGCAGGAACUGGCUUCAGAAGAUCUAGAAGCAAAUGAAAUUGUUACCCUUUUAACAUGGGUUUUAAGUACAUACAAAAGUGAAGAGAUGAUGGGAAAUUUGGAACUGGCCCCAGAAGUGGAUGUAAACUGCCUGACUCCUUUAAUUUCACAACCAGCGGUGGACCAGCUUCUAAGCAAAUACAUGUCAACGCUUACUUCUAACAUCAUUGGUUGGCUACGAAAAGCACUGGAGACGGACAGAAAGGAUUGGAUAAAAGAAACUGAGCCGGAAGCAGAUCAAGAUGGGUACUAUCAGACUACACUCCCAGCCAUAGUUUUCCAGAUGUUUGAGCAGAAUCUUCAAGUAGCUGCUCAAAUAAGUGAAGAUUUGAAAAUGAAGGUUCUGCUUCUGUGUCUUCAACAAAUGAAUUCAUUCUUGACUAGGUACAGAGAAGAAGCACAGUUCUAUAAAGAGGAGCACUUAAAAAAUCGUCAGUAUCCCCAGUGUUAUGUUCAGUACAUGAUUGCAGUCAUCAACAACUGUCAGACCUUCAAAGACUCUAUAAUCAGUUUGAAAAGAAAAUAUUUGAAAAAUGAAAUGGAAGAGGGAAUGCCAAGCAGUCAUGCAAACAUGGAUAUGAUUUUAGACCUCACUGCCAAAGAAGGAUGUUCUAGCCUACUAGAUGAAGUCUUCAUGGAUUUAGAGCCACAUCUCAAUGAGCUGAUGACAAAGAAGUGGCUUAUGGGAUCCAAUGCUGUGGGCACUAUCUGUGUCACUGUAGAAGAUUAUUUUAAUGAUUUUGCAAGAAUAAAAAAACCUUAUAAAAAGAUCAUGACUCUUGAGGCCCAUCGUAGAGUAGUUGUGGAGUACAUCAGGGCUAUCAUGUUAAAACGUAUAUCUUUCAAGAAUGCAGAAGAGAGAAAAGAGGGUGCUGAAAAAAUGAUCAAGGAAGCGGAACAGUUCAGAUUUCUCUUUAAAAAACUUGCAGCUGGAUCUGGAGAAGACACUGAAGGACUCUGUGACAUUAUUGUGGCUAUUGCAGAAGUUAUUAAACUGACUGAUCCUUCUUUGCUUUUUCUGGAAGUCUCGACAUUAGUUAGUAAAUACCCGGAUAUCAGGGAUGACCACAUUUCAGCUUUGCUGACUGUGAGAGGCGAUGCCAGCAGGGAUAUGAAGCAGACGAUCAUAGAAACUCUGGAACAAGGAGCCAGCCAACCAAAUCCAAAUUAUGUGCCAAUUUUUAAAGAAAUUACAGUCCCCACAUUAAGUGUGCCAAAACUUCUUAAGUAGCUGACACUGGAAAUGUCUUUUUUUUUCAUUUGGGGUGAACAUAUUUGAAAUGUUUAAGGGCAAAUUUGUAAAUGCCAUUUCAAAGGGCAUUUAGUAUGACACUGUUAAUUACUCAGACUAUUAUUUAUAGGUAUGUGUAUCUUUUUGGUGCUGUUAGUUGUAAUCAGAAUCCUGAAUGCAAGUGCAGAGAUGGAGAGCAUGGCUGAUUUGAAGAAUGACAUUUCUGAUGGCCAGAGUGCUUUGUACUGACUUCUCACUUGUUAUAGCUAUAACAAUUUUGCGGAUUCUGUGAAAUCCGGCAUUGACCGUGAAAUCUGGGCAGUGCCCACGGAAUCUGCAAAAUCUGCUGGGGGGGGGGGGGGGAGAAGGGGA